UUUCGAACGAGGCUGGUGAUUCCGAUAUCACAAAGUUUGGAGAUUCGACAGAGUUCGUUUCUCCGCCACUGAAGAAGCAGAAGACAGAUACGGAUCCGGAUUCUGAGGUAAAACCCGAAAAUCGAAUUCUCCGAAGAGGAAACUGGGACGAUCCGGAAUAUGCGAGACAGCGAAUGAUCUUUGAGGAUCAAUUUAAAAACAGCGAGGGUUACGAUGUUGAUUGGAGUAAAUGUUGACUACAACUUCCCUGCCGUGAAUUUCGAUUGGGGAAAUGAUUUUGAUGAUCAAAUGAACAAUAAUGAGUUAAUGAAACUGCUCAUAGAGACUGCCAUUGACGAAGAAAACGAAGAAACCGGAACAAGACUUGAGUUUGUCAAGUAUGUGAGUGCAAAUGUACUUGGCGUCCAAGGUUUUUUGUUUUACAUAACAUUCUGGGCAAAAGAUCUUUCCUCACCAAAUCCACAGCCACAUUGUUACCAAGCAAAAGUGAGGAAGUUUGCGGCUGAGAUCGACGUUAGUGAGUUUAGGCUAAGGCCAACAAAAGAAUGAUCAAUUGUGAGGUGAUAAUCACUUCCAAUUCUGUGCGCUUCCAGUGAGAAGACUCUUUAUUGGAACAUUUUACUUAUGUAGUAACUUUCUGUCAUGUAUUAUGUCCUAAUUAAAUAAUGUAGACUUGUAUGUUAUUGGUCUUUAGAACUAAAUGUAUCUAGAUGCUUGAAAAUCGCAAUCCGGA
Messenger RNA from Arabidopsis thaliana (thale cress), 733 nucleotides. Its product is annotated as Proteinase inhibitor I25, cystatin, conserved region. Lineage: Eukaryota; Viridiplantae; Streptophyta; Magnoliopsida; Brassicales; Brassicaceae. The transcript has 3 exons. The record is from RefSeq and is marked reviewed. The coding region runs from base 214 to 549 and encodes 111 amino acids.